Molecule: messenger RNA, 1775 nt
Organism: Diaporthe batatas
Lineage: Eukaryota; Fungi; Ascomycota; Sordariomycetes; Diaporthales; Diaporthaceae
Exons: 4
Coding region: 58-1647 (529 amino acids)
Biological process (GO): proteolysis
Molecular function (GO): serine-type exopeptidase activity; dipeptidyl-peptidase activity
Source: RefSeq, a predicted model, not a curated record
AUUUCGAAACCUAGGAGCAGGGGUAGCUGCGUAGCAAACUCGUAUUGCACCAACACCAUGCAUUCGCUUCUGUCCGUUCUUGCUCUGAGCUCCCUGGCCUUUGCUGGACCAGGGUCCUUCCGAGCACCGUCGCGGUCUGCAGACCUCAGCACGCGCCAGGCCAACACGUACCCUCCGAACACGAUUGAUCAACCGAUAGACCACUUUCCCAGUGAUCCACGUUAUGCUCCGCACACAAACGCCACAUUCAAGCAGCACUACUACUUCGAUGCGAGCUACUACAAGCCGGGAGGGCCGGUAUAUCUCUACGUCGGAGGAGAGACCGAUGCGAGGAACCGGUUCUCAAACCUCAGGACCGGAAUCAUCCAGAUCCUGAUGAACGCGACUGGAGGCCUCGGCGUGAUUAUAGAGAACCGAUACUACGGACAGAGUGUCCCCUUCGAGAACCUCACAACCGACAAUCUGGCGUAUCUGACAAAUGAGCAAACGAUCGCCGACUUUGCAUACUUCGCGCAGCACGCGACCUUUCCCGGCGUGAAUGUCUCCCUCACGGCACCGGCUACGCCCUGGAUCAUGUACGGAGGGAGUCUCGCGGGUGCUCAGACAUCCUUUACCGUCAAGACGUAUCCGGACAUCAUAUACGGCGGCAUUGCAGCUAGCGGAGUAAUUCGGGUAGCCUUAGAGUAUCCCGAAUGGUAUGAUCCCAUUCAGAAAUUUGGACCCAGCGACUGUGUCCAGAGCAUCAAUGACAUCGUGGACAAGUUCGAUGCCCUCGUCGAAGCUGGCAACACCGACGCCAUCCAGGAGCUCAAGUCAAUCUUUGGCCUCGAGUCAUUGACCGAUAAUCGAGACUUCGCAAAGACUAUCGCAUACCCUGUAGGGAGCCCGUUUGAUUAUCCCACUCCCACGUGGCAGGAGCUCUCCUGGAUAAAUCAGAAGACGCAGUUCUGGUCGUUCUGCGGCAAUGUCACCAAUCUGGAUUCACCGGAAGAGGUUACGGCUGUGGAUGAGCAGCUGGCAAAAUACACGGACGGCGAGCCUUGGGAGAAUCUGGGCAAUUACGCCAAGUACAUCAAGGACGUGAUCUUGCCGACUUGUUCGAGCGGAGACUAUGCCAGUGGAGACUGUUUUGGGCAGGGGAAUGCAACAUUUUGGACAGAGCAAGUCGAUUCCUCCACACUUGCCUACCUUUAUACCACCUGUAUAGAGGGAGGUCUGUACCAAAGCGCCCGAAAGGAGGGGAAAACACUACUAUCCAGGGUUAUGGAUGCCACCUAUACCCAGGAGCAGUGCACACUGGCCUUCCCGCCGGGUGAAUACAACACAAUCCCGCCAACUCCUGACCUAGACAGGUGGAACGCAUACGGCAGCCUUAACUUUAGCGCAGACAGGCUGGCCUUUAUCGAUGGGAACCACGACCCCUGGCUUGAUGGGUGCUACCAUUCAAACCUUGGUCCGCAGAGGUACAGCUCCAAUCUCCAUCCGGCGUAUCUGAUCGUGGACGGUGGGCAUCACUGGGACAGCAAUGGUAUUCUGGAUGUUGAGAGUGAGCCUCAGUUCAUCCGUGAGGCGCACAAGUGGCAGAUCCGCACUGUCAGGAAGUGGCUUCGCAAGUUCCCUGAAUGGCAGCCGGUGAGCUAUCAUUGAUUCGACCAAACUGAGAUGAGCGGAUUGUGUAGUCUCCAGUAUGCCUCUUGAUUCAUAGCAGCGAAAGUUGUUUACGUACGGUGUAGAUGGACCGAGUUACUGCCAAUGCCAACAGGAUCUCGACUUGA